Dendroctonus ponderosae (mountain pine beetle) is the source of this 1355-nucleotide messenger RNA. RefSeq lists its product as uncharacterized. NCBI's taxonomy places the organism in Eukaryota, Metazoa, Arthropoda, Insecta, Coleoptera, Curculionidae. The record is from RefSeq and is a predicted model, not a curated record. The transcript has 3 exons. Bases 663 to 1289 code for a protein of 208 amino acids.
UGCACACAAAAAAUGUUUGCUGCUUUAAUGUCCCUUUUCCUUUCAAUUAGGUUUUAUAGAAAAUCUGUUUCUCCCGAUAGAUUUUUAAGAUUCUGAAUGGUCCACCUGCAAAAACAGCACGGACGUUGCAACUAUAUCUCUAAUUAAAGGAAAGAGUGCGAAAACUACGAGGAAUCUUGACUGUUGAGUCUAAAAUAAAAAUCUUCAGUAGCAUAAGUAAGCUCUUAAAAUCAAGUUUGUGUAUUAAAAAUCCCACUUAAGGUAGUUCUAGAUCAAAGAUUGCCAAACAGAUGAAUUAUAGCUGAAGCAUUUCUAAAAUGAAAAAGUCUCCACAAACCCCAUUUCCCUCGCUAACCUACUGCCAUCAAUCGAAAAAACUGAUGCAAAUCGAAUUGUCUGAAUACUUCCAUGCUCUAGCACGUUUCUCUCGUGAGGACCCAUCGCGCAUAUCUAAUCAAAUUUUAAAAGCGACUUGUCCUUAUGCGAACAUCCUUAAAUUAAAAAUAAUAUGCUAAUCCAGAUUACGAAAGCUCUACUACACUAAUUGUAACAAUUCAUAUUUGGCUUAUGAUUGAUACUAUCAGGCCCCUACUUUAACUGUAUUAUAAAUACAUAUUAAGGGUGUCUAACAGUAUCCAUUCAGUCGCAACAGUUCUUUGAAAAUGAAGACUUGCUUUGUAGUUGUAUUGUGCUUCGUUGCAGCUUGCAAUGCAUCCCCUGCAAUUCAGUCUUCAUCAUGGGACAACCUUCUUCAAGUAGGAAGUGACUUGGAGGUAACUAAAGCCACAUCCGGAAGAAGCAACGAUGUGUCCGUUCAAGACUACAUUGAAAACUACAUCAAAUCCAACGACAUCUCUUUCAAACUCCCGAUUGUUGGAUCCACUGUUACGUUGGCUGGCAGGAAUUUGGACAACGAAGAACUAGGGAUCAAGCUGAACUUCGGCAGCGGCAGCGAAGUCCAAGCCCGCAAGAAGUCCAAGAUCAAGAAAAUCUUCGUCCCCAUCCUGGUUUUCAUUCUGAUCAAAGCGAUGACUCUCAUUCCUCUGGCUCUCGCAAUCCUGGGACUUAAAACUUGGAACGCCAUUCAGCUCUCUUUCAUCUCCUUCGUAACCACUCUGGCGAUGGCUGUGUGGAAACUUUGCUCCAAAGUGAACGGCGAUCAUCCACAACCUCAAGUUAUUCACGAAAGUUACGAUCCUCACCAUCAUCACCAUAUUGCAGCUGCCCGAGCCGAUCAAGUGGAAGGCAUCGAAAUGGCUUACAACGGAUAUGCUCCUGCCCGAAACUGAGUACAGAAUUCCUGUGAUGUGUUGAAACUUUAAUUUAUUUUUGAAUAAACCUAAACCUGAAAUCAA